Pichia kudriavzevii is the source of this 2538-nucleotide messenger RNA. RefSeq lists its product as uncharacterized. Gene Ontology annotation, molecular function: ATP binding; MAP kinase kinase activity. The record is from RefSeq and is a predicted model, not a curated record. The transcript has a single exon. Gene Ontology annotation, biological process: MAPK cascade; cellular hyperosmotic response; protein phosphorylation. Bases 1 to 2538 code for a protein of 845 amino acids. NCBI's taxonomy places the organism in Eukaryota, Fungi, Ascomycota, Pichiomycetes, Pichiales, Pichiaceae.
AUGGCAAAUUCCGGUGAGAACAUGGGCAACUUGUCCAGGUCGUCGUCGGCGUCCAAGGGAGUCAGAAACAUGAGCAUGAAUCCGGGUGUGCAGGCAAAGUUGAUGGCCUUCCAGGCAAAACGGAAACAGCAAAUGGAACAGUCGAAACAUGUUGGGUCACAUGAGAAUUCUGAGAUGUCCGAUGAUGACACUGCAGUUAUUGAUGGUGGUACUUUAAAUGCCAGUACGUUUAACAAUUCAAAAAUCAUUAAUAACGAUAAUAAUUCUAAUAAUAAUAAUAAUAAUAACAAUGAUGUUAAUAUCUAUAAUGGCAACAAUGUUAGAGAAAUGGACAAUUUAUCACUCAAUACGGUGUUGAAAAAUAGCGUGGUACAGUCCCAAUCGUGUAUGGGUUCACCUUCAACUCCUGUGAGUGUCAAUUCUGUUCCCUUUGACUCUCCAGUUCUCUCUGCUAACGACGAAAGAGAAGCGUUAUCCAGAAGGACCAGUUUCAGGGUCAACAAUAGCAAAUCCAACAGUUUUAAUACCCAGCAAAAUCUUAACGAUGAUGGCAUAAUAAGAAGAACUUCAUUCAGACUUAACAAACAGAAUUCCACAAAUUCAAGUACCACUGUUUCUGAUGAUGGCGAUAGGCUUGAUUACUCACCUGUUAAGCAACAUAAACAGCAACAGCAAACACAGGACGAUCAACAACAAAGCUCGCUAGUGCAUCAGAUAUCACACGGACAACACUCACCUCAACAAAAUAAACAGCAUGAUCUGGACCAGAAUCAACAACAACAACAGCAGCAGCAGCAGCAGCAGGCUCUUCCAGCGCUAUAUCCAUUAAAUAAAUCGCUUUCCUAUUUAUCCAGAGUCCAUCAGUCUCAUUCCAGCUCGUCAAGUGUCGAAUCUCUAGGUAGUUUCCAGCCUCCUCAAAGCUCAUUACCUCCCCUACCUACGUCUACCCCACCAACCGAAACUUCUCAAGAUUCUAGUGGUGCAACUCUCAACACAGAUACCCCUCCUUUUCUACAAAACGCCGAAAAUAUCCUUAAGAGCAAGAGUUUAUCUUCCACUCACACAUUAUCUGCAGGUAACGUAUCUUCCACUAAGUUGAAAUCUAAAAUCCCGUUGUCUCAGAGGAGAGGUAUGAAGCUCAAUUUGAGCUCUUUGGAUGGUUCUACGGGGUCUGUAGAAAAUAAACCAAAUCCUUCCUCAGAGAAGCCCAAACUUAUAUCCACAUCAUCCUCAGAAUCUAUCGACUCUUUGGAUCCGAAACCUUUCACAGUUGAUCAUCUAAAGAACAAAAUGAAAAACAUUAACAUCAACAACCGUUCAAACAUGGAUAGGUUGAGAGACAAUGCUCGUCCUGCUGCUCGUAGAAAUCCAAUGAACCUCAACCUGAAUAGUUUAAAUUUGAAUGCAAACAAUAAAAGCAGUAAUACUGCUAUGAAUGUUAAUAAUAGUAGCAGUAUUAAUAAUACUAAACCAAAGUUGAGCAAGUCAUUAAAUAGGGAAACUGGAUUCACUCCAUUUGCCAAAUACAUUGAUAUUAAGUCGGGUUCGUUGAACUUCUCGGGAAAAGCCUCCCUUCAUUCUAAAGGUAUUGAUUUCUCAAAUGGGUCUUCCUUCCACAUCUCGAUGGACGAUCUUGAUAUCUUGGAAGAAUUGGGUCAUGGUAACUAUGGUGUAGUUUUCAAGGUGUUGCACAAACCAACGGGCAUUGUGAUGGCUAUGAAAGAAGUGCGCUUGGAGUUGGAUGACGCAAAGUUUCGACAGAUUCUAAUGGAACUCGAAGUCCUACAUUCCUGUAAUACUGAUUGUAUUGUGGAAUUUUAUGGAGCCUUCUUUGUCGAAGGUGCCGUUUACAUGUGCAUGGAGUUUAUGGAAGGAGGAUCUCUCGACAAGAUCUAUGGAUCAGGAAUUCCUGAAAUCUCUUUGGCUUAUAUCACCAAAAGAGUUGUUACUGGUUUGAGGGUGUUGAAGGAGGAACACAAUGUCAUCCAUAGAGACGUUAAGCCUACUAACAUGUUGGUCAACAAAAACGGUGUUGUCAAAUUGUGUGACUUUGGAGUAUCUGGUAAUUUGAUUGCCUCUCUGGCUAGGACAAAUAUCGGUUGCCAGAGUUAUAUGGCUCCCGAGAGGAUCAAACACACCAACCAAAAUGCCGAGACUUACAGCGUGCAAUCGGACGUGUGGUCUUUGGGUCUAUCGAUUUUGGAGAUCUCUAAAGGCUCCUAUCCAUACCCACCAGAAACUUACAACAACGUCUUCUCUCAGUUGAGUGCAAUUGUUGACGGUGAGGUUCCUGAAUUGGAACCCGGCAGCUAUUCAGAGGAGGCCAGGGACUUUGUACGCCAGUGUCUCAAUAAAAACCCAGACAAACGCCCCACUUACGACCAACUACUAUCGCAUAGAUGGUUACAGAUGUACCCUGACGAAGAAGGUGAACGGAUUCUAAGUGGAUUUGUGGAGAACGCACAAAAGAACCACCAGGAGUCCCGCAAUAAAUCCCAACGAGUCGUUCCGGCACUCCACAGUGGGAUGCCCGUAUGA